UUAACUCUUAAGGCGGUCUUUUAUGUCUGCUUCAAAGGGACACCGAAGCCAGGGAUUUUUGGCCUUCGACUUGAAACCCCCGCAUACUACGUAGAGAGAGAGAGAGAGAGAGAGAGAGAUGGGUUGUUCAGAAACGACGGGUUCAUGGCUGGAGAGUGCGUUGCUUCAACUCAGGAGCUCUGGGAGUGGGAAUGGGGCUGGGAUUGAGAUAGACGACGAGGUUAUAUCAGGCCUCGUUUCUUACUGUGAACGCGCUCCUCCCCAAGAUGCCAAGGAGUUCCUCACUAAUAUUAUCACGCAGAAAGCUGGUCAAUAUGUAAUAAAUGAAUAUUUGCAAAGGAGGGGUUACGUGGAUGUUGAUGAAGGUUCCCCUCAUGCUUCCAGUUCCAAUUUUCAUACCUAUGUGAAGCCUCCUGUGGAUGAACAUUCUAUAUCUGGAACCCGAAGACCUGUGAAACAUCCAAAGGAGGGAACUCCACCCACCCAGCCCAAUGCAAAAAAUCAUAGUGCAGCUGCCCCAGUCAUGAACACUCAGAUCCCCAACAUUCCCAAAAAGAAGAAAGGUGGUAAGGUGAUUUCACUGGCAGAGGCAGCAAAGGGCUCCAUUGUUUUCCAGCAAGGGAAGCCUUGUUCAUGCCAAGCUCGUCGACACAAUCUUGUUGGCAACUGCUUGUCUUGUGGAAAGAUCGUUUGUGAGCAAGAAGGUGAAGGUCCAUGCAGCUUUUGUGGUGCACUUGUGCUUCGGGAAGGAAGCACGUAUGCUGGUCUAGAUGAUGCUCCAGUUCCUCUUUCUGAGGCUGAAGUGUUAGCGGAGGCCUUCACGAAAAGGCUUGUGGACUAUGACCGUAAUUCUGCUGCUCGUACGGCAGUCAUUGAUGACCAAAGUGACUAUUAUGAAAUUGAAGGGAAUAGUUGGCUCUCCGCAGAGGACAAGGCACUUUUGCAAAAGAAACAACGAGAGACUGAAGAUGCAGAACGUGCACGCCGUAAUAAAUUAGUGGUGACGUUCGACUUGGUCGGCCGCAAGGUGGUGAUGAAUGAGAAUGAGGCAUCAGAAUUAGAAUCGCAACAUUUUAUAUUACGUCCUGCAAUAACACCGGAGGAAAGAGAAGCGAACCGCAUAAUGCCAAACCCAAGUAUAAGGGUUUGCCCAGAAUAUGUAGACCCCGGGCCUUCUGCUAGAGUAAAACCGAGCACAACGCAGAGGGGCACUCUUUGUUUGGACAUAAGUGGGAGGGUGCAGUAUGAUUAUUCCAUUAAGUUGCCAUCAAGUGAUUCAUACUCUGCCACAAGCGAUGGAGACAACGGCCUGUGACAGAGGCCUGAAUAGCAUUGACCUUGGCAAAGGAGAUAAUUGUGAGUGAUUGAGUAAUUUCAUGAUUGUCUAGUGGUAUUUGGAAAUUCCUUUUGACACCGCCACAAAAUGUUUGGUACUGCUGCCUUGGGAUUUUUCUAGGUCUGAGGAUCGAGCGGACAAAUGUAAUAGAAAAUUAGAGGAUGUUAUCAAUGGCACAUUUUAGGAAAUAUGCAAAUAAAUGAAAUCCUCCAUUUUGUAUCUGUUA
Molecule: messenger RNA, 1562 nt
Organism: Amborella trichopoda
Lineage: Eukaryota; Viridiplantae; Streptophyta; Magnoliopsida; Amborellales; Amborellaceae
Source: RefSeq, a predicted model, not a curated record